GGCUGCAGCUCUGCUCGCUGUGUCUCUGGGAUCAUUCAGACCACUUGGGGGCCUGUGUGUCUGGAGGAGGAGCCUGAGUUGGAGGAAGUAGCUCCACAGAUUGGAUGUGUGUGUCUGUGUGUGUGUUGUGUGUGUGUGUUUGUGGAGCAGUUACCUCCACACUGAGAGAGUCGCUAACCACUGGACUGUAAACGGGGAAUUUAAAGGACGAUCCUCGGGAGGAAAGAAGCCGAACCCCCGCAGAUCGUGUCCGUGUUUUUAGUGUCCGACCCUCGGUGCUGGUCGAAGCGGUGCAGCCGGCGGAGCUGACGCGGGCAGCAGUAUGCAUUCAGACUGCAGGCUGCUAUCGGCAGAGCGGUAAUGGUGGGCAGGGGACCGACAGGGGCCCGGGUCCUGGUCCUGUCGCUUCUCAUCAUCCUCACCGCGGAAACAUGUCGAGCGCAGAAAGGUGACGGCUGUGGCCCCAGUGUGCUUGGCCCCAGCAGUGGGACUCUGUCCUCUCUGGGUUACCCGAGGACAUACCCCAACAACACGGUGUGUGAGUGGGAGAUCAGCGUGCCACGUGGCCACAGGAUCCACUUUCGCUUUGCGGAGCUGGACAUAGAGAACAAGGACUGCCAGGUCAACUACCUCGGCCUAUACAAUGGCAUCGGACCCGGGAGGACUGUGAUUGGGAAAUACUGCGGUUUGGGUCUGAAAGUCAAAGAUCUCAACGAGUCCACCGGCAACCAGGUCACUGUCCAGUUCAUGAGUGGGACCCAUCACACUGGACACGGAUUCUACCUGUCCUACUCCACCACUGAACACACAGAUCUAAUUACCUGCCUGGACAAAGGAACUGAUUUCCCAGAGGCAGAGUUUAGUAAAUACUGCCCAGCAGGCUGCCUGACGUCCACAGAGGAGAUUUCUGGAACUAUACCGAAUGGCUACAGAGAGUCGUCUCCUCUGUGCGUGGCAGCCAUCCAUGCAGGCGUGGUGUCCAACGCUGUGGGAGGGACGAUCAGUGUGGUCAGCAGCAAAGGCAUCCCUCACUAUGAGGGCACACUGGCAAACAAUGUCACUUCCACUGGAGGAACUUUGUCAAACAGCCUCUUCACCUUCAGGACCAAUGGCUGCUAUGGGACGCUGGGUUUAGAGUCUGGCGGCGUCGCAGACACUCAGCUCCUGGCUUCAUCUGUGUGGGAGUGGGUCGAUGGCGAGUGGGCGGCGACGGGGGCACGCCUCAAAAGGGCGGGGCUACCGUGGGGGCCUGCUCACAGCGACCAGCAUCAGUGGCUUCAGGUCGACCUCAAGAAGGAGAAGAGAAUCACAGGCAUCACCACCACAGGCUCCACCCUGAGAGAGUAUCCGUACCAUGUGUCUGCGUAUCGGGUCCUGUUCAGUAAUAAUGUCCAGCAGUGGUCCAUCUACAGGGAAGCAAACUCCACACAAGACAAGAUUUUCCAAGGAAAUAUAAACUACCUGCACGAGGUGAGGAACAACUUCAUUCCUCCCAUCGAGGCUCGGUUUGUGAGGAUAAAUCCAACGUUAUGGCACCAGAGAAUCGCACUAAAGCUGGAGCUGGUUGGCUGCCAAAUCCUUCCAGCAGGGAGGGUGAAACCCAGGACGUUCCCCACAUCUCGUCAUACCCCCCCUCAUGCGGGAACAAAACGCCCCCCUGACCUUGGCCAAACCACACACACCCCAGACAUAAGGAACACCACUAUGCCUCCACACAACAGCCAAGAUGUGGCGCUGGCUACAGUUCUGGUUCCUGUGUUGGUCAUAGUUCUGAGUGCUCUCAUCGUGACUGUGGUUUGUGCUUGGCACUGGAGGAACAGGAAAAAGAGCUCAGAGGGAACUUAUGAUCUUCCUCACUGGGAUCGUACAGACUGGUGGAAGAGCAUGAAGCAGCUGCUGCCAUCCAAGAUGAUGGAGAGUGAGGAUUCAGUUCGGUACAGCAGCAGUGAGGUGGGCCGACUGACGGGGAGAGGAGCUGUUCCACGACUACACGCUGAGCCUGCAGAAUACGCCCAGCCGCUGGUGAGUGGAGUUACAACUUUGGGUGCACGUUCCACUUUUAAACCAGAUGAGGGUCCUGACCCAGGAUAUUCUGAUCCUGACCUGUACGAUGCCCCCAUUUCACCGGACGUGUACCACGCAUACGCAGAACCCCUGCCAGCUUCGGGAUCUGAGUAUGCUACACCUAUUGUGGUGGAUAUGGGUUGCCAUCCCUCAGGUGGCACAUCUUUGACCCAGCCCGCCGCUGUGUGCGGUUUCAUGGGUGCCGGGCCCGCCUCCCUUCUCUCCCGGACAGACAGUGGCCAGUCGGGGAGGUCGGCGUAUGACACACCAAAGAACGCCACUGGACAGGCCACUGAGGAUCUGACCUAUCAGGUACCUCAGAGUUGCACUCAGAAGCAGACGGGACAGAGCUGAAGAGUUGGGACGCCUAUGGCCUGACUCCGCCCCUCGCUGCCCAGCACAACCUGAGGCCGAACACAGAGGGUUUGUUAAUGGACGAGGAGGCGUGAACCUAUGAGCCCCGGAGCCUGGGCUCGAGUCUUGAAUGAACACUACCUUAGCUUUAGAUUCAUCCGGAGAUGUCUGUAUUGCCUAAUUGUUCCUGCAUGGCCACGAUCUGCUUGUGUAGUGCCAUUACAGUCCUAUCACUGAAACCACAGAGAUGAAUGUGUUAGUGCCAGGCGGGGGAGUCGGAAACAGAGAACGCUGACUACUAUUUGAUUAAGACUUUGUCCCUGUUCUGUGAUUCUUAGUAGUUCUUGCAUUCUGUGAAACUGUGAUAUCCACUAUUCAUUUUUUUUACUCUGUUACAGUUAAAUCAGGUUCAAAUCUAAUGGUUCUCUUUUUGAAUGAAUUGCAAGUUGUACCCCACGUUAAAGGUCAAAUAAUUCAUCCUCUCUAGACAGACUCUAGUUUUCAUGGUACGUUCUUUGUCUUAGUUUAAAAGCAUGACUUGAAAUUGUGUAUAGUUAUAUUAAUUCCAUUAAUGCAGAAUCUGUUAAAACUCUAAAGUGAUUUACUGAUAUUUAUUUUUUAUUUCACAUCCUGCUGAAGAGGAGAGACUCUUAAAUAAACCCCCACAACGACCACGACCCACUGAUCACAGAAGGAAAAACUGUGGUUCCACUGUCGUAGACUACGAUGGAAUGUUAGGGACAUUAGAAAAUUAAUUCUGAGAUUUCGAGAAUAAAGUUGUAACAUUAAGAGAAUAUAAGAAACGAAAUAGAGAAGAAAGGAAAACCAAAAAUGUUUUAGAAAAUAAGCUGCAAGGAGAACUCAUACUUAUCAUGAACCAAUCUGGUGAAACUAUGAAACAGGCAAUUUCCUCCAAGUCUGUGAUUCUUUCUUCAGGAGAGACUCAGCUAGCCUGGAAAUAAGACUACAAUUGGGGCAUUUUCUCAUAGAAUUUCCACUUUACCCUCGAAAACCACUUCUGCUUCAGCCUGCCCCCUAUACUCAGUCGUAGUAGACGCUGUACUGACGAUUAAGUGUGGGUUUUUUUCCCCCCAGAGAUGUACGUUAACUUGAAGAGGCUGAUGAGGAAAAUUAAUUCACCAAACUCCCCAAAGAGAAAAUACUUUCUGUAGUAUUGGAGACCAAAUGUUGAUUCACAACACAAUCAUGCCAUCAGCGCAGGUUUAGCCAAAGAAACAGUGAAACAGUCUUAACAUAGGGAGACAACAUUGUAGUUUAGAGGGUGUUGUAGAAAAGGUACAGAGAGCAGAGGUGUCUGAGUGAAUCUGUUACAGCUAAUAAUUCAUAGUUUCCCGUGUUUGUUUAUUUGUGUAUCGUGGUGAUCGUCUCAUGUUGAAGUGGGUGCGACGUGUUCCUUCCUUGUUAUUAAUGUGCAUCGACAUCUGUAUGCGUGGAAAGCUGUUUCCAUAUUUCAGUCCUGUGUGUGUGUGUGUGUUGUGUGAUGAUAGUUGUUGUAGCAGGCUGUGUUGAGUUGUCUGUAGCACCAGUAGACUGCAUUCCCCUUCUGUCCACCUGUGGUACUGACCCGACCAAACACAACGUGGCAGGAGUGUCGAAGGAGAAGAAGAAAAAUGGAACGAGCUGCUUUAGAAGUUUUUAAAAAAAAAAUUUUUUUAAACGAACCAUCAACCUCCCCGGAGGGACGGUGCUGUUCACUCACAGCUGUGCCACCAGUUGUGCUUUGAUUAUCGCUCAGUAACCGAGGCGAUCGAUACGCAGAGUUUUGGUGCUCGCUCCCUGGUCACAGAGGGUUUGUGUUUGUGGCUCUCACAGAUUGUAUAUAGAGAAAUAAAGAGUUAUUACGUUA
Messenger RNA from Paralichthys olivaceus (Japanese flounder), 4285 nucleotides. RefSeq names its product discoidin, CUB and LCCL domain containing 2 (gene dcbld2). The record is from RefSeq and is a predicted model, not a curated record. NCBI's taxonomy places the organism in Eukaryota, Metazoa, Chordata, Actinopteri, Pleuronectiformes, Paralichthyidae. Gene Ontology annotation, biological process: wound healing. Gene Ontology annotation, molecular function: signaling receptor activity. Gene Ontology annotation, cellular component: plasma membrane.